This is a messenger RNA of Pedinophyceae sp. YPF-701, 1167 nucleotides long. NCBI's taxonomy places the organism in Eukaryota, Viridiplantae, Chlorophyta, Pedinophyceae. The record is from the annotation of a GenBank genome assembly.
AUGUCCAUCGCGGAGCCGGCGGCGCCGGCCCCCGCCGAGGUCGAUGACCACCGCGCAGAGCAUGACGACGACGACGUGAUGCCGUACCCGUCCCCGGUCGCGCACGUGGUCCUCGGCGCCGCGGCGCUCGCCCCGUCGGUGCUGCCCAUCCCCGAGUACGUCUCGAUCAUCACGGUCGCGUGUCUGACCGUGUACGUCGGCUGCCUGCGAUCCGUCAAACAGCAGGGACCGGAAGACGUGAUGUCGCACAAGGAGGCCGCGCGGUUCCCCCUCGUGGGCAGCGUGGUGCUGUUGUCCCUCUUCAUCUGCCUCAAGUACGUUCCCAAGGAGCUCAUCAACCUCGUCCUGUCCGUCUACUUCGUCGUCCUAGGCACCAUCGCGCUUACAGGCGCGGCGCUGCCGUUCCUGCGGCCCUUCGCGCCGGGCCUGUACCGCCGGAAGCUCGCCGUGCAGAUCCCCGCGAUCCCGCUCGUGAUGUCGGAGCCCGCCGAGCUCGGCGAGUCCCUGCUCGCCGUCGUCACGGCGGCGCCGAUGCUCCUCUUUUGCGUGUGGUACUUCCGCGAGCGCCACUGGGUCGCGAACAACGCCAUCGGCAUCGCGUUCAGCCUCAUGGGCAUCGAGGAGCUCUCCCUCGGGACCCCCACCGUCGGCGUCGUGCUCCUGGUCGGGCUCUUCUUCUACGACAUCUUCUGGGUCUUCUGCACGCCCGUCAUGGUCAACGUCGCGAAGGGACUCGACGUGCCCAUCAAGCUCCUCUUCCCGCGCCCAGGGGUCGCGGUGGGGGACCCGGCGCGGAUGGCGUUGCUGGGCCUGGGCGACAUCGUGAUCCCGGGCAUGUACGUCGCGCUGAUGUGCCGGUACGACUACAGCCGCGGGUGGCGCACGCGCUACUUUUGGUCGGCGAUGGGCGGGUAUUUCGCGGGGCUGGUGGCGACGAUCGUGGUGAUGAUGGUGUUCCGCGCGGCGCAGCCCGCGCUGCUGUACAUCGUCCCGGGCGUCCUGGGCGCGACCGUCGGGCACGCGCUGCUGCAGGGGGAGCUGAAGGAGCUUAUGAGCUUCAGCGAGGGCGGGGGGCAGGACGCGAAGGGGGACGCGAAGGAGGACGCGGGGGGAGACGGAAAGGAGGCAGAGGCGCCGAAGGAGCCCGUGGAGAAGAAGGAGGACUAG